Messenger RNA from Camelus dromedarius (Arabian camel), 1813 nucleotides. RefSeq names its product MIA SH3 domain containing (gene MIA). The record is from RefSeq and is a predicted model, not a curated record. The transcript is spliced from 4 exons. Gene Ontology annotation, biological process: extracellular matrix organization. Bases 1342 to 1737 code for a protein of 131 amino acids. NCBI's taxonomy places the organism in Eukaryota, Metazoa, Chordata, Mammalia, Artiodactyla, Camelidae. Gene Ontology annotation, molecular function: protein binding.
CCCUCCCCCAACCCCUGUGCCAGGCAUUUAGCAAGCACUUAAUAAGUUCAGCAAAUAACUUGCCAAGCCCCUACUAUGUGCUAAAUACUGUCCUUGGCAUAGGAUAUGCAGUGUGAAUGAAAUAGACAAGCUAUUUUCAACUGCUGUGUUCUGAUACAAACAACUGACGAUGGGGUGGUGGAGCUGGGGACCAGUAACCGGGGUGGUCACGGGAAGCCCCUCUGAGGAGGUGACAUUUGAGGAGAGCUGUUGAUACUCUUGUACUUGGUGCUGGGUGUUGAGCAUGUAGAUGUGGCUUAGGCCCCAUCUUUGCUAGAGAUGAUUUCCCCAUCCCAAGCCUGUGUGUGUUCCUCCACUUCCCCCUGAACUAAAAAAAAGUUUGGACUUGGAGCCAGUGUGAGAAUGCUUCUGAGGGAAGAGGUGGCUGUUGAGGCAUGUGGAUCUCUUUGAAGCACAGUUUUAGAGAUGAGACUUGAGUUCAGAUCCUGCCACUCUGACCUUGGGCACCUUACUGAGCUCCAAGCUCAGUAGUGCUGGGUGUGGACCUGGAACCAAACCUGGCCCCACCGCUUCCCACCUUGGACACAUUCCUUAAGGCUCUACACUUCCAUUUCCACAUAAAAGCGUGUUUUGAUAGCCCCCUUUGAAGGGGAGGCAGACUAUACAUUUGAGCUAAUAAAAUAAAGAUACGUGUGGUGAAUGCUCUAUAAAUAACCACUGGGAUAGUAAACAAUAGAGUUUUAUUUUUCCUAUUUUAAAGAGAAGAAAGGUGAGGCUCUGAGAGGAGACAUAACUUAGCCUGGGUCACCCAAUCAGGAAGUGGCUUAUGAGGAUAAGUAGCAAUUGUGGCAGGACAUUGCCUAGCUUGAGGCCCAACAUACAAUACUCCGCUUGGGAACUGGGGUUAUUCCUGGCAAUCAAAGGGCUGCCUUGUUCUCCUGCCCCUCAGCACAGGAAAUUCCAAGGUGGUUUUCCAUACUGGCUUCUUUCGUUCUGUCUAGGGGGACAGCAAAGGGGCUCAGGUCCCCAAGCUGACUCAAGAAAGAUGGAAUUGAAUAUCUUAACUUGCCCGACUGGGCCUCUCUGAUUGCUGAGGGGGUGGCUGUCACUUGGAGUGGCCUGGGCUGCCUGGGGCCUAUCUGAGCAUUUCCUAGUGUUGGCUCUCCUCACCCUGUCCUUAAAAUGGUUCUGGCUGUGUAGCAGCCUCUAGGUGGUGUGGGUAAAAUUUGGGACUGGUUUAAGGCGGGGACAAGAACACAGGUUUCCUUGUGUUGUUGGAGAGGGAGGGCAGGAGGAAACGAGACCCCAUUCCUCUCUUGGUCACUCUCUUGCUCAGAGUCCAUGAUGGCUUGGUCCCUGGUGUUUCUUGGUAUCAUCUUUCUGUCUGCCUUCCCGGGGCCUAGUGUCGGGGGCCACCUAAUGCCCAAGCUGGCUGACAGGAAGCUGUGUGCUGAUGAGGAAUGCAGCCACCCCAUCUCCAUGGCUGUGGCCCUUCAGGACUACGUGGCCCCCGACUGCCGUUUCCUGACCAUACACAGGGGCCAAGUCGUGUAUGUCUUCUCCAAGCUGAAGGGCCGAGGGCGGCUCUUCUGGGGAGGCAGUGUUCAGGGAGAUUACUAUGGAGACCUAGCUGCUCGCCUGGGCUAUUUCCCCAGUAGCAUUGUACGCGAAGACCAGACCCUGAAACGUGGCAAAAUCGAUGUGAAGACGGAUAAAUGGGAUUUCUACUGCCAGUGAGAGCCUACCGCUGUCCCUGCUGUUUUUUUUUUUUUCCCCUCUCCGGCUUUAUGCAAAUACACCAGUCAAGUGCAAA